AUGUUUGGGCUGAAGCUGAAAAAGAAGAAGAAAAUUAAAGCAGAGAAGGGGUUGAUCCUCACCAACAAGGGUGCACAAGAUGGUCAGAGCGACUCUGAAGCACCACAGGAAGGGCCUUCUCACCAGGAAGGACCAGAGGGAGACGUGAUUCAUGAUGAUACUUCUAUCACUCCUGGCCCCACGGCUCCUCCAAAGAGGAGAGCAAAACUGCUGACUAAGAUCCAUGAUGGGGAGGUCAAAUCUCAAAACUAUCAAAUCGCCAUAACCAUCACUGAGGCCCGCCAGCUGGUGGGGGAGAACAUCGACCCGGUUGUGACCAUUGAGAUUGGGGAGGAGAAGAAGCAGAGCACAGUGAAGGAGGGAACCAACAGCCCGUUUUAUAAUGAGUACUUCGUGUUUGACUUCAUUGGACCCCAAGUGCAUCUUUUUGACAAGAUCAUCAAGAUCUCAGUCUUACAUCACAAGCUGAUAGGAAGCAUCCUGAUUGGCUCUUUCCGAGUGGAUGUGGGGACGGUGUACAACCAGCCUGGUCACCAAUUCUGCGACAAGUGGGCACUGCUUACGGACCCUGGCGACAUCAGGACCGGUACCAAGGGCUACCUGAAGUGUGACAUCAGUGUGACCGGGAAAGGCGACGUCUUAAAGACCAGCCCCAAAACCUUCGACGCUGAGGAGCAAAUAGAGAAGAACAUUCUGAUCCCUCAAGGAUUUCCAUCAGAGAGACCUUGGGCCAGAUUCUAUGUGAGGCUGUAUAGAGCAGAAGGGCUACCCAAAAUGAACUCCAGCAUUAUGGCAAACGUCACCAAAGCGUUUGUGGGCGACAGUAAGGACCUCGUGGAUCCCUUCGUGGAGGUGUCCUUCGCUGGGCAGACGGGGCGAACUUCAGUGCAAAAGAACUGUGCUGACCCUGUGUGGCAUGAGCAGGUGGUCUUCAAGGAAAUGUUCCCUCCCUUGUGCCGGAGGGUGAAAAUUCAGGUGUGGGAUGAAGGCAGCAUGAAUGACGUCGCCCUGGCAACCCACUUCAUUGACCUGAAGAAGAUCUCCAAUGAGCAGGAUGGAGAUAAAGGCUUUCUUCCCACCUUUGGACCUGCCUGGAUUAACCUGUACGGCUCCCCCAGGAACCAGAGUCUCAUGGAUGACUACCAGGAGUUGAAUGAGGGCUUUGGGGAAGGCGUGGCCUUCAGGGGCCGGAUCUUGGUGGAAAUUGCUGUGGAAAUCCUCUCCGGGGGCGCCCAGGAGUCUAAGUUCUCCAAAGCUCUGAAGGAGCUGAAGCUGUCUUCCAAAGACAAAGACUCCAAAUCUUCUAAAGGCUCAAGCAAGGACAAGGCUGACAAAACCGAGGAAGGCAGAGCCCAGCAGGCAGCUGACAAGACCAACUCCAUGGAGGUGGAGGUGGAAUCUUUCACAGCCCCCCCAGAGAUUACACCAGAAAAAUAUGAGGAGUUUUUACUCUUUGGAGCCUUUUUUGAAGCUACCAUGAUCGACCGGAAGAUCGGAGACAAGCCCAUCAGCUUUGAAGUUUCUAUUGGUAACUUUGGGAACCUGAUCGAUGGAGGGUCUCAUCAUGGGAGUAAGAAGAAAUCGGCUGAGCUGGUGGAAGAGGAUGUCCUUCCUCUGUUGCCUGAAGGAGAAAGAGACGUGGCCCACGACAGUGUCAUUUCCAUGGCCUCUACCACACACCCGGAGAAGCCUCUGGUGACAGAAGGGAACAGAAAUUACAACUACUUGCCUUUUGGUGCCAAGAAACCCUGUGUCUCCUUCAUCAGUUCCUGGGGAGACCAGACAUUCAGACUGCACUGGUCCAACAUGCUGGGGAAAAUGGCUGACCUCUUGGAAGAAGGCGUAGAAGAAGUGAGGGAGCUGGUCAAGGUUUCAGAGGAGGCACCGGAAGAGAAGAUGAAGACCGUGCUCAGUGACUUCAUCAGUCAAAGCAGCUCCUUUAUCUCUGAAGCAGAAAAGAAACCGAAGAUGUUGAACCAAACUGCGUUAGAUAAGAAACGACUCACGCUCUGCUGGCAAGAGCUGGAGGCAAUGGCCAAGGAGGCCAAAGGGGCCAUUCAACAACAGAAGAAAAAGUUAUCUCUUGAUGAGAUGAUCAGUGAAGCCCAGAGCUUUGUGGAGAAGAUCCGCUUUCUUGUGGAUGAGCCACAGCACACUCUCCCAGAUGUCUUCAUUUGGAUGCUCAGUAACAACAAGAGAGUAGCCUAUGCCCGCAUUGCUGCCAAAGACCUGCUUUACUCCCCCCUCAGAGAGCAGAUGGGCAAGCACUGCGGGAAGAUCAAAACCCACUUUCUCAAGCUUCCUGGGAAACGGCCGGCUGGCUGGACUGUACAGGCAAAAGUCGAUAUAUAUCUGUGGCUGGGCUCCACCAAAUACUCCAACACCAUUUUGGACAACUUGCCCAUGGGCUAUGAAGCAGAAAUGCCCUCCAAGGCAUCUGGCAUCCAUCACCCUCCAUCAGCCCUGCUGUACCAAGCCCAGCAUGUCUUCCAGCUGAGAGCACACAUGUACCAAGCCCGGGGCCUCAUCGCAGCUGACAGCAAUGGACUUUCAGAUCCCUUCGCUAAAGUCACAUUCCUGUCCCAGUGCCAGACCACAAAGAUCAUUUCCCAGACUCUCUCUCCUACCUGGAACCAGAUGCUGCUCUUCAAUGAAUUGGUUUUGCACGGCGAGGAGAGGGAGCUCGCGGAGUCCCCGCCCCUAGUGGUGGUGGAACUCUAUGACAGUGAUGCCGUGGGGAAGCCAGAAUAUUUGGGUGCCACGGUGGCUGCUCCGGUUGUGACCCUAGCUGACCAGGACUAUGAGCCCCCCAAGCUGUGCUACCACCCCAUCUUCUGUGGGAACCUCUCUGGAGGGGACCUUCUUGCUGUGUUUGAGCUGUUGCAGGUUCCUUCUUCUGGACUACAGGACCUCCCUCCCAUUGACCCACCAGACAUCACACAGAUCUAUCCUGUUCCCUCCAACAUCCGGCCAGUGCUGAGUAAAUACCGGGUCGAGGUCCUCUUCUGGGGUGUCCGAGAAAUGAAGAAGGUACAGCUCCUGUCUGUGGACCGGCCACAGGUUCUCAUUGAAUGUGGGGGACGAGGCGUGAAGUCUUGCGUGAUCCAGAGUUAUAAGAACAACCCCAACUUCAGCGUGCAGGCAGAAGCCUUUGAAGUGGAGCUGCCUGAGAAUGAGCUCCUGCACCCACCGCUCAGCAUCUGUGUGGUCGACUGGAGAGCUUUCGGGAGAAGCACCCUCGUGGGCACCUACACCAUCAACUGCUUGAAACAGUUUCUGUAUAAAUCCAGAGAGCCCCUUGCCCUGACUUCACAGACGGAUGGAGGUAAGAAGAGCAUCGUUUCAGAUUCACUAGCAACAAUCGAGUCUUCCGAACUCAGCUCCUCCCAGGAUCCCCCAACAGACCACGUCUAUGUGGAUGUUGAGCCACCUCCCACAAUGGUACCUGACUCUGCCCAGGCCCAGACUGCCACUCUGGUCGACAUCCCUGACUCCUCUCCAAUGCUCGAGCCCGAGCACAAACCUGUAUCCCAGGAACCACCAAAAGAUGGGAAAGUCAAGCCAGAUCCCAGGAAGCCUUCUCGGAGAUCCACCAAAAGGAGGAAAAGAACCAUAGCAGAUGAAUCUGCUGAGAAUGUCAUUGAUUGGUGGUCUAAGUAUGACGCCUCCCUGAAGAAAGCACAGAAGGAAAAGGAGAACAACUCGAAGGAGAAAAGGGCCACAGACGCAAAGCCAGAUGAGGUGGUGUUGGAUAUAGAGGAUGGCCCCAAAAAGAAGAAAGACAAAAUGCCCAAGAAGAAACUGAAAGAUGAUGGGAAUGAUGGGAUCCCGAACUUGGCAGUCUUGAAGAUAUAUGAUGGCGAGCUUGAGAGUGAAUUUAACAACUUUGAAGACUGGGUGAAGACCUUCGAACUCUUCAGAGGCAAAUCUACAGAAGAUGAUCAUGGUCUAGAUGGAGACCGAGUCAUAGGAAAGUUCAAGGGCUCCUUCUGCAUCUACAAAAGCCCAGAGGAUUCUGACUCAGAGGACAGUGGGCAGCUGAGAAUCCAGCAAGGAAUUCCACCCAAUCAUCCCAUUCAAGUACUGAUCAGGGUGUACAUUGUUGCGGCAUUUAAUCUUAGCCCAGCUGAUCCAGAUGGCAAAUCAGACCCCUACAUUGUCCUCAGACUUGGCAAAACAGAAAUCAAAGACCGGGACAAAUACAUUCCCAAACAACUGAAUCCAGUAUUUGGAAGGUCAUUUGAGAUCCAGGCCACUUUCCCAAAGGAGUCCCUGCUCUCCGUCCUGAUCUACGACCAUGACAUGAUUGGGUCAGAUGACCUCAUCGGGGAGACCAAGAUCGACUUGGAGAACCGUUUCUACAGCAAACACAGAGCCAUCUGCGGUUUGCAGAGCCAAUACGAGAUAGAAGGGUACAACGCCUGGAGGGACACGUCCAAACCCACAGAAAUCCUGACCAAGCUCUGCAAAGACAACAAGCUCGACGGGCCGCACUUUCGUCCCGGGAAGAUACAGAUCGGAAACAAGGUCUUUUCUGGAAAAACGGCCUUUGCCGAGGAAGACUCUGAGGAGAUGGUGGAAUCUUACGAACACUUGGCCCUCAAGGUGUUACACUCUUGGGAAGACAUCCCUGAAGUCGGGUGUAGGCUGGUUCCAGAGCACAUAGAAACACGGCCAUUGUACCACAAGGAUAAGCCAGGAAUGGAGCAGGGCCGUCUACAAAUGUGGGUGGACAUGUUCCCCAAAGAUACACCUCAGCUUGGACCUCCUGUUGACAUUUCACCAAGGAAACCCAAAGGAUAUGAGCUGAGGGUGACCAUCUGGAAUACUGAAGACGUCAUUUUAGAAGAUGAGAAUAUCUUCACGGGUCAAAAGUCAAGUGAUAUUUACGUCAAAGGGUGGAUCAAGGGUUUGGAGGACGACAGGCAGGAGACGGAUGUGCACUACAACUCCCUGACUGGAGAAGGGAACUUCAACUGGCGUUUCCUGUUUCCGUUCCAGUAUCUGCCGGCUGAAAAGCAAAUGGUCAUCACCAAACGGGAGCACAUCUUUUCCCUAGAGAAGAUGGAGUGUAAGACUCCAGCUGUCUUGGUGCUGCAGGUCUGGGACUUUGAAAGACUGUCCUCAGAUGACUUCCUGGGCUCCCUGGAAAUGAAUCUUAACAGCUUCCCUCGGGCCGCCAAAUCUGCAAAAGCCUGUGAUCUGUCCAAGUUUGAAAAUGCAAGCGAGGAGAACAAGAUCUCCAUAUUCCAGCAAAAGCGUGUGCGUGGCUGGUGGCCUUUUGCCAAGAGCAAGGAGCUCACGGGCAAGGUUGAAGCUGAGUUCCACUUGGUCACAGCAGAAGAAGCUGAGAAAAACCCUGUUGGGAAAGCCCGAAAGGAGCCUGAGCCAUUGGCCAAGCCCAACCGCCCAGACACCUCCUUCUCGUGGUUCGUGAGCCCCUUCAAGUGCCUGUACCACCUCAUCUGGAAGAAUUACAAGAAGUACAUCAUCAUCGCUUUCAUUCUGAUCAUCCUCAUCAUCUUCCUGGUCCUCUUCAUCUACACCCUGCCAGGAGCCAUCAGCCGGAGGAUUGUCGUGGGAAGCUCAUAAGGGCAGUGGAGAACACAGACCUCUUUUCGAGAGUGUUCUCCUCCAUUUCCUGUGUGAACCUCUAAGAUCAUGUGCUGUGGAAGGUGCUAUGGUGAAUGCUAAAGGAAUAGACUCAGAGGACCAAAUACCCAUCCCUGGGUCUCAGUGCAAACCGGGUUCCUCCAGGAAGACAGCGCUCUGGCAGUCUCUCUCUGCCCCAGUCCCUGCUACCAUCCUUCAGACUCCUAAAUCCCAGAUCUUGUUAUUGCCCACAAGUAACCUAGAACAACGACUCUUUCACUCCAGGCUAAUCAACAGUAACCUCACAUGGACCUCAGUGAAACUUUUCUUUGUGGAAUAGAUUCUCUUCAAAAAGAUUAAACUCCGAGUCUAUGAUUUUAUUAGAAGCAUUGUAUUUUGAAUAAAAUGUCUUAGUAAAUAGACUGGAAGUAUUUAGCAAAUUGCUAGCUGUUUAACAUGUCCCAAAUAUCACUUGGUUUAAUCUUCACAGUUACAGGACACAUUCACUUUCAGGCUGUCAAAUUGGCUGGACAAAAGCAUGUAUAGAUCAUCUAAAAUACUUUAUUGUUGAAGUUCCUCCAGAGAGACAAAAUGCAGCCGGGUUACCCUGAAAGUCAACUGAACGUAGCCAGUAGCAGUAGUGAGCAAUGAGAAAUUCACUUGAAUUUGCUCUGUGGCGAUUCCCAAGUGGAGUGUUCACAAUUUGUCAUAAGACAUAUGAGCUAUAACUCUGUGUAUGUGGGGUGUCAGGGCAGGCUCCCUGCCACCCAGUGGGCAUUCUCAUUUGCUAGGUAGACAGCCUCCCACCAAGUCGUGUGCUCCCACAGGUCAUUUGACUGUGAUAUGAAUGGCCAGCGCUGCCUCUGCUCAUCCCUUACCCGACCAGCAGGAGAGCCAGGUUCAUUAUAAUGUGAGUCUCAAGUACAGAAUGUAAAAACCAGUCCAGGAACAACAGCUUAUCCACUUGACAAAUGCAUCAGUGUGUCUUGAAAGGAAACUUCUGCUCUCCAAAGCACAGUUCCUAUAUCCCAUGCUCUCUACAGUGGGGGUUGAACUGAGGGCCUUCUUUUCUCAGACACAGUGAGGAAAUGGGAUGUUUGGCCUCAAUCCCCUUGCAGGACUUUUGGCCCCAUAAAUUUUUCUUCUUCCUAUUACCAAAGGUUAUUUAGGGUCGUAAGGGGUUCCCCUCUUGACCCUAGAAGCAUCAAGACCACGGAUUAUAUUUUAUCUGUUUUGGUUUUUGGUUUUUAUUUGUUUUGUUUUGUUUUAUGAGAUGGGGUCUGGUGUAAUCCAUUUGAAUCUCAAACUUCCCAUAUAGCCAAGAAUACCUUUGAUUCCUGACCUCCCUGCUUCCAUUCCCUAAAUGUUAGAAUUACAGGCAUACUCCACCAUGCUUGGCUUCUCCUGAUAUUAUAAUACCAUUGCAUAGUUGCAACUUUUCUAAAGGCAAAGGUGCUUAUGUCUACACAGAAAAUCAUUCUAGGAUUUCCAGGAUCCAUCAAAAACAGAAAGAUUAAAAAAUACAAACUUACAGUGCUGGUAUUGGAACCCAAAGCCUAGCCCACCUGGACAAGCAUCCCACUAUUGAUUUACAGGCCCUGUGAUUUUUAUCCUUAAGCACUGUUUGCUCAGUUCUGGAUGUGGAUUCUCUGUCUUUGGCAAGUAUACCAUCACAUUUUCCUGAAGUGCUGAGAAAUAGAAGCUUCUGCCUUGGCAAUGUUUCCUAGUGAGAUCGGCUACAUCCAUGGCGGCUCAUUUUCACUGUGCAGUAAUGUACAUCCAUCCUUAAUGAGGAGGUCAGAAUGUUUGAUGCCAUGAGGCAUAUGUACUAAAUUCAUUAUAAGUAAGUAUUUGUAUAUGUAUUAGAAAACUAUGUACAGCAUGCUGUAAAAAUAAAUAUAUAUACAACAAUGGAAAAAUGUCUAGAGAAAUAUACCAACGUCAACAGUAGUUAUCUAAGCAGUAUAAGCUUUUCUUUGCCUUCUUAUUUUUCUAUUUCUCCCAAAACUUCUG
Messenger RNA from Peromyscus leucopus (white-footed mouse), 7605 nucleotides. RefSeq names its product fer-1 like family member 6 (gene Fer1l6). Gene Ontology annotation, biological process: plasma membrane organization. The transcript is spliced from 40 exons. Gene Ontology annotation, cellular component: membrane. NCBI's taxonomy places the organism in Eukaryota, Metazoa, Chordata, Mammalia, Rodentia, Cricetidae. Bases 1 to 5592 code for a protein of 1863 amino acids. The record is from RefSeq and is a predicted model, not a curated record.